Messenger RNA from Marchantia polymorpha subsp. ruderalis, 1094 nucleotides. Lineage: Eukaryota; Viridiplantae; Streptophyta; Marchantiopsida; Marchantiales; Marchantiaceae. The record is from the annotation of a GenBank genome assembly.
CGGAGUCCCUCGCUCUCCGCUCCCUCCUUGCGGCUACAGUUGGGACGGGGGCGGGGCCACCACGUGGGGCCGUGAAUCGGGGGAGGAACAGAGUUUUACCCGCGCGGUGUUUUGCACUUCGGGCCUCGGGCAUUUGACUUGCACUUGUACAGCGCUCGGCUGCUCGAUUGCAUGGGGCUCCAAUUUGUUGUCCUUCAUGGCGCUGCGGUUUUGAUUCCGUUUCCGGAGACAGCUUGCGAGGCAGCGAAGGAAGGGGGACAGUGGGCAGCCGCUCGGAUGCAAAACGUUUCUAUUCGCUUGAGCGUCUUUCUUUCAGCAAUCCCACUCGAUGGAGGACGCAGGGAGAGGGUCGGGGAAAGCAAGCACGGCGCAGAGGAAGUUUCAGACCUUUUUUUCCAGACGGAGAGGAAGAGGAAAAGGAAGCACUCCGAACGUUGGAUCAUGAUGACUACGGAGCGACUAAUUCGAUUUGCUAGCGCCAGGUUGGUGGAGUCUGUGGACCGUCACGGUGACAAUCGAGAUUCGAGUCAAAGGGUGGGGAUAUAGAGGAAAGAUGAUCGAUGCUGCUGCUACUUCUUCUUCUUCUUCUCGUUCGCAAAUGUGAGCUGCCCCUUUACAUAAUAGGACGAUGGGCAAAAGUCUGAUCGCCUUAUGGCAUUUCCUUUAACUUCUAGUGGGGCGAGGUUUGUCAAAGUUCCAUUACGAUUUUCUUUUGCACAUAGAGCUUUUUCACGAGAGAUGAAGAUAAGGCAAAUUUUACUCUAGGAUUUCAUUUAUUCCACGAUUAGCAGUGAUACAUUUACCAUUUAUUUCACGAAGAGGUAAAGAAAGUGUACUUUAUCUGUAAAGGGUAUAAAAUCACCGGGUCUCAAUGUGUCAAAUGUAUAUGCCAGUGACACAUUCUCAUGCUACAACCACACGAUGUAUCAUCAGUUUGCUAAAGGUUGAGGAUGGAUCUACAGACCAAUUCGACUCUCUAGAUUUGUUCUACGUGAGGCUUUAUUUUCGGACCAGGUAGGUGCAUGUGGAUGUUGCAGGUUUUCAGGUUCCCCAUCUGUUAGCACCUUGGUGCCAUUAAAAGAAUACAAUUUGCG